AUGUCCUCAAAGCUACAUCAAAUGCCUGAUGAAGCGCAUUUUACCCCGCAGAGCUUGCCGGUCAACUUUGAAGACAACUAUGAGCAGGAGAUUAAGAGGCGUCUGCACAAGAAAAGAAAAUCACACAAGAAGCAUCGCCGUCAUCAUCACCACCGUCCUCACCAUCGACAGCGAGAAGGACUUGGCGAAGCCCCCGAUAAUAAGCAGCAUAUUGUGGAGAAUGGGCCGUUGUCGCAGAUUAUUACUGAGGAAAACGGCCAAACCGUUCUCACCCAUCGAUUUGACUAUGAAAAAGCCAAGAAGAAGGACGAUGGCAUUGAUGAUAUGAAGGUGGAGCGUGUGGAACGGCUAAACCUACCCGACUACGUGCAAGAAACGAAAAUCAUGCACAAGAAGAACAUCUCCCCGUCGACGCUGGCGAUUCUGCAAAAGUUGAGAGCUUCCGGAGCGCUCCUAAGCCCAGCAGCCGGAUGGCCUCCGCGUCAGAUGCCGUUCGAUCGUCGUGGUGCUCCACCAGUCUUUGGAGCCCCGAUCCGAAGCGCCAUCCCGAUUGGCACAUCGCAGGGCAGCCAGCUCGCCUACAUGUAUCCUCAAAAACGGAUGUUGCUACUGCUCGGCGUUUUAUAUAUUAGCUACCUAUCAGAAGCUGCCUCUACCCUACGUGACGGCGGAGAUGACGGGGACCUAAUCGCCGUCCAACCCUCAUUUAUGGAAUUCGAAGACCCGAUAGCCCGUCGAUUAGGGUUGCUGAUGCAGCAAGAAACCAGCACAUCAGCCGCUAAAACCACUUCUCAAGCGACGAUUUCGCUGGCCCCAAGACCGAGUCCCACUCCUAGGCGCAAAAAGAUACGCCACGCCAUCGCCUUCCGCACCUAUUGGCAACCAAAAAUGUCCCAGCCAAGGCCCACGACACCUGAGCCAAUGCCGGAAUAUCCGCUUCCGGUGAAAGAUAUGUUGGUCCCUCGAGCCUCGACGUCUACCUCCAGACCUUCAUCAACUGCAGAGAAACCGAUUUUGGUCGUUGAAAAUUGGCAACAGCCUGAAACGACACCAGCUGUUUCAUCACCGACGGCCACUACGGAUAUUCCAAUCCGGAUGACCACUCGGCAAUUUGCUAGAAUUCGGACCCUCGUCCCCAUCGUGCAAACCUACGAAGAUGGCCAGCGAUUUGAUGUGAAAAUGCUGCCCUCCUCACUGGGUCAAUUUGUCCCAUUGGCGCCUCUCGUUGGCGACGAGAACAGCCGAAAAAAUGCGGUCCCCGUGCUGAAGACGGUUCUACGGCCGCAACUCAUACGAGGACGUCUUGGACUUGCCGAUCGCGUCGAAUACGUGCCGUAUCGGUACGUUGCCCUGGCGUCAAGGGCCAGAGCAGAAAAUGCCCGCUCGCCGCUACAAUAUCGACUACCA
Messenger RNA from Mesorhabditis spiculigera, 1407 nucleotides. NCBI's taxonomy places the organism in Eukaryota, Metazoa, Nematoda, Chromadorea, Rhabditida, Rhabditidae. The record is from the annotation of a GenBank genome assembly.